Molecule: messenger RNA, 2880 nt
Organism: Trichoplax adhaerens
Lineage: Eukaryota; Metazoa; Placozoa; Uniplacotomia; Trichoplacea; Trichoplacidae
Exons: 22
Coding region: 1-2880 (959 amino acids)
Biological process (GO): alanyl-tRNA aminoacylation; tRNA modification
Cellular component (GO): cytoplasm; mitochondrion
Molecular function (GO): nucleic acid binding; amino acid binding; ATP binding
Source: RefSeq, a predicted model, not a curated record
AUGGACCCUAAUUUGACAUCAGAGCAAAUCAGGCAAAUGUUUAUCGACUUUUUCGUCGAGAAAUACAAUCACUUGUUUGUACCGUCUUCAUCGACGGUGCCACAUGAUGAUCCAACGUUGUUAUUUGCUAAUGCUGGAAUGAAUCAAUUUAAACCUAUCUACCUUGGAACUGUUGAUCCUAAAAGCGAAAUGGCAACAUAUCGAAGAGUGGUUAAUAGUCAAAAAUGUAUUCGAGCUGGCGGUAAACACAAUGACUUAGAUGAUGUUGGCAAAGAUACAUAUCAUCAUACAUUCUUUGAAAUGCUCGGUAAUUGGUCGUUUGGUGACUUUUUUAAGAAAGAAAGUAUUGAUUGGGCUUGGGAACUUCUCGUCGAUGUUUACAAGAUGCCUGCCGAACGGAUGUAUGUAACCUAUUUUGGUGGGGAUGAAAAAUCCGGAUUACAACCUGAUUAUGAAACGAAAAAUAUUUGGUUAGCUAAAGGUAUUGCACCAGAGCGUGUGCUACCUUUCGGAUUACAGGAUAACUUUUGGGAGAUGGGUGACACUGGCCCGUGUGGACCUUGUACGGAAAUACAUUACGAUAGGAUAGGUGGUCGAGAUGCCGCUUACCUUGUUAAUAUGGAUGAUCCUGAAGUGCUAGAAGUGUGGAAUUUAGUAUUCACUCAAUUUAAUAGGGAAGCCGAUAAAUCCUUGCGUCCAUUGCCUAGAAAGUAUGUAGAUACUGGCGCUGGUUUAGAACGUGUGACUUCAGUCAUUCAAGGGGUCAUGUCAAACUACGAUACAGAUUUAUUUAAACCAUUGUUUGACAAAAUACGUUCUCUAACCGGUGCAAGAGAAUAUCGAGGCCUUCUUGGUGAUGCAGAUGUAGAUGGAAUAGAUAUGGCGUAUAGGGUACUCGCAGACCAUGCUAGAACCCUAACAAUUGCUAUCUCAGAUGGUGGCAAACCAGAUUCCACUGGUCGCGGAUAUGUCCUACGUCGAAUCUUGCGAAGAGCUGUUAGAUAUGCUACGGAAAAAUUGGAUGCGAAACCAGGAAUGUUUGCACAACUAGUCAAUGUUGCUGUCGAAAAGCUUGGUGGUGCGUUUCCUGAAGUCACUAAAGAUCCACAAAUGGUUAUAGAUAUUAUCAAUGAGGAAGAAGCCCAAUUCUUGAAAACGUUAUCACGUGGGCGUCGUAUGUUUGAGAGAGAAGUAUUAAAAGCUAAAGAUGGCGUAUUACCAGGUUUUGUUGCUUGGCGAUUGUACGAUACUUAUGGUUUCCCUGUUGAUCUCACUCAUAUCAUGGCUGAAGAGAAAGGCCUAUCAAUAGACAUGGAUGGGUACGAAAAAGCGAAGCAAGAUUCACAGGAAUUAUCUCGAGGAAAAGAUACUGGCGUUGAUGAUACCGUUGCUUUGGGUAUUCAUGCAAUCAAAGAUCUCGAAGACUUGGCAAUUCCAUUAACGGAUACUUCUCCUAAAUAUAAUUACGAAUCCGAUGGGAAUGGUGGUUAUACCAUUCAUGGUAUAGCCGCUAAAAUUUCUGCUUUGAGAUAUGAAAAGUCAUUUGUUAAUGAAGUCUUAACUGGCAGCCGUUGCGGAAUUAUAUUGGAUAAAUCUUGCUUUUAUGCAGAACAAGGUGGUCAGAUCUAUGACUUGGGUUUCAUUGUAAAUUCGGAUGAUGAGGAUACUGAGUUUAAAGUUACCGAUGUGCAAAUUAUGGGAGGUUAUGUUCUUCAUGUCGGUAUAACUGAAGGCACCUUCAAAGUUGGAGAUACAGUACAAUUGCAAGUCGAUUCGGAGAGACGUAGGACAGUAAUGAAUAAUCAUACAGCAACACAUAUUUUAAACUUUGCUCUGCGAGAGCAGCUGGGUGAGGCCGAUCAACGUGGUUCUCUUGUGGCUCCUGACAGGUUAAGAUUUGAUUUCACUGCAAAGGGAGCAAUGACAACGCAGCAAAUUAAGGCAACGGAAGAGAUCGUCGGAAACAUUAUUGAGCAAAAACAGCAAGUCUUUGCAAAAGAUGCAACACUAGCUAAAGCAAGCGCUAUCCAAGGUUUAAGACAAGUUUUUGCGGAGACAUACCCAGAUCCGGUACGUAUAGUUUCUGUCGGAGUUUCUGUUGAUGAUCUACUAGAGGAUCCUACUGGCCCUUCAGGCUUAAAGACUUCUGUAGAAUUUUGCGGUGGAACUCAUUUAAAAAAUAGCGGCGAUAUGGAAGCUUUCGUUAUUUCUUCUGAAGAACCGAUAGCAAAGGGCAUUAGAAGAAUAAUCGCGUUAACUGGUAGUGAUGCCAAAAAGAAAGUAACGAAAUUACAGGAGAGUUUAUCUGAGUUAAUGAAGCUAGGUCGUGCAGAUCAGACCAGUCUAAAAGCUAAGAAGCGCCAAAUAACUGAAUUAAAUGACUCUAUAGCAGCUGUAACUUUGCAGCAGUGGAGGAAAGAUGAGCUGAGAGAAACUUUGAAAAAAGUUAAAAAGACAAUUAUCGAUAUUGAAAAAGCCGCUGACUCGAAGCGCUCGCAAGAGGUUGUAGAAAAGGCUAAAGAAAUAGCAUCUCAGUCAAAAGAUCUAUCCGCAGUAGUGGAAGUUUUGGAAGCUGGAUUAUCAUCUAAGGUUUUGGAUAGCGCAUUGAAACAAUUUCAUUCUAUUGCUCCCAAUACCGCUGCAAUGUUAUUUUCGGUUGACAGCGAGGGCCGUAGAGUUACUUGUUUAUGCCAAGUUCCAGAGGCUAUAAUGAAGAAAGGUUUAAGUGCCUCUGAUUGGGUCAAGUCAGUUAUGAAUGUGUUGGAAGGUAAAGGCGGAGGAAAACCGACAUCAGCUCAGGGCUCUGGUACAAAUGUUGCUGGCCUAAAUAACGCUCUAAACUUGGCUAAAGAAUUUGCUAAGAUGAAACUUGACUCAUGA